Protobothrops mucrosquamatus (brown spotted pit viper) is the source of this 361-nucleotide messenger RNA. RefSeq names its product Wilms tumor protein homolog. NCBI's taxonomy places the organism in Eukaryota, Metazoa, Chordata, Lepidosauria, Squamata, Viperidae. The transcript is spliced from 4 exons. Gene Ontology annotation, molecular function: RNA polymerase II cis-regulatory region sequence-specific DNA binding; DNA-binding transcription factor activity, RNA polymerase II-specific. Gene Ontology annotation, cellular component: nucleus. Gene Ontology annotation, biological process: regulation of transcription by RNA polymerase II; negative regulation of cell population proliferation; negative regulation of apoptotic process. The record is from RefSeq and is a predicted model, not a curated record. The annotation marks the transcript as partial.
ACCCAUGGAGUUUUUAGAGGAAUUCAAGAUGUGCGGCGAAUGUCUGGAGUGGCUCCAACAAUUGUUAGAUCAGCAAGUGACACAAAUGAAAAGCGACCUUUUAUGUGCGUGUAUCCUGGCUGUAACAAGCGAUAUUUUAAACUGUCCCAUUUGCAGAUGCACGGUAGAAAACACACUGGAGAAAAGCCGUAUCAGUGUGACUUUAAGGACUGUGAACGAAGAUUCUCUCGUUCAGAUCAACUCAAAAGGCAUCAAAGGCGACAUACAGGUGUGAAACCUUUCCAGUGUAAAACCUGUCAGAGAAAGUUCUCCAGAUCUGAUCAUCUGAAGACUCACACCAGGACUCAUACAGGUAAAACAA